CUCCUGCAGACGCGCGUUGGCGGCGGUUUUGCUACUGUGUGGAGGGAGUAGAGCGCUCCGCCGACGCGACUGUGGCCACACAGCUGCGCGCUAUUGCCGCCCCUUCCUCUCUUUACUCCCUCUCUCCCUCCCGCCCGUGAAGCCGGACAGCCGGGGCCGCAGUCGGAGCUGAAGGAAGCGUCAAGCGUGGCCGCAAGGCGCUGGGGUGAAGGCCGCAACAUGGCGAGCGCCUCCUACCACAUCUCCAACCUGCUGGAGAAGAUGACGUCCAGCGACAAGGACUUCAGAUUCAUGGCAACCAAUGAUUUGAUGACAGAAUUGCAAAAAGAUUCAAUUAAAUUAGAUGACGACAGUGAACGAAAAGUGGUCAAAAUGAUCUUGAAGUUACUGGAAGACAAGAAUGGUGAAGUACAGAAUCUUGCUGUUAAAUGUCUUGGCCCAUUGGUCAGCAAAGUAAAGGAAUAUCAGGUGGAAACAAUUGUGGAUACAUUGUGUACCAAUAUGUUGUCAGAUAAGGAACAACUACGAGAUAUUUCCAGUAUUGGACUGAAAACGGUGAUUGGAGAGUUGCCUCCAGCCUCUAGUGGAUCUGCUUUGGCAGCUAAUGUUUGUAAAAAGAUCACAGGACGUCUCACUAAUGCUAUUGCCAAACAGGAAGAUGUCUCUGUUCAGUUGGAAGCUCUGGAUAUCAUGGCAGAUAUGCUAAGCAGGCAAGGAGGUCUGCUGGUUAAUUUCCAUCCAUCAAUUUUGAACUGCCUUCUUCCCCAGCUUACCAGUCCUCGGCUUGCUGUGCGGAAGAGAACUAUUAUAGCCCUUGGUCACCUCGUUAUGAGCUGUGGAAACUUGGUCUUUGUUGACCUGAUUGAGCAUUUGUUGACAGAACUUGCUAAAAACGAAUCUAUGUCUACAACCAGGACCUAUAUUCAGUGCAUUGCUGCUAUUAGCAGACAGGCAGGACACCGAAUAGGAGAAUAUUUGGAAAAAAUCAUUCCAUUAGUUGUGAAAUUCUGCAGUGUUGAAGAUGAUGAGCUGAGAGAAUACUGCAUUCAAGCUUUUGAGUCAUUUGUGAGAAGGUGCCCAAAGGAAGUUUUUCUUCAUGUCACCACCAUUAUUAACAUAUGCCUGAGGUACUUGACUUAUGACCCCAAUUACAAUUAUGAUGACGAUGAUGACGAAGAUGAUGCGGCAAUGGAGUCCGAAGGUGGAGAUGAUGAUGAUCAAGGAAGUGAUGAUGAGUACAGUGAUGAUGAUGAUAUGAGCUGGAAGGUGCGUCGUGCUGCUGCCAAGUGCUUAGAUGGUGUGGUCAGUACUCGUCAUGAAAUGCUACCAGAAUUUUAUAAAACUGUAUCUCCAGCACUGAUUGCUAGAUUCAAGGAACGUGAGGAGAAUGUUAAAGCAGAUGUUUUCCACGCCUAUCUCUCAUUGCUAAAGCAGACCAGACCUGCUCAGAGCUGGCACCUUGACCCAGAUGCAAUGGAACAAGAAGAGACACCUUUGGUUAUGCUACAGAAUCAAGUUCCCAAUAUUGUAAAAGCAUUACACAAGCAGAUGAAAGAGAAGAGUGUGAAAACUCGCCAGUGUUGUUUUCACAUGCUGACUGAGUUGGUCAAUGUGUUGCCAGGGGCUUUGACUCAGCAUGUACCAGUUCUGGUUCCAGGAAUAAUCUUUUCCUUAAAUGAUAAAUCUAGUUCAUCCAACCUGAAGAUUGAUGCUCUUUCAUGUUUGUACGUUAUCCUUUGUAACCAUUCGCCUCAGGUCUUCCACCCUCAUGUAGAUGCCUUAGUUCCACCGGUUGUGGCUUGUGUAGGUGAUCCUUUCUAUAAAAUCACUUCAGAAGCUCUUCUUGUAACUCAGCAACUUGUAAAAGUAGUAAGGCCUGUUGAUCAUCUCUACACGUUUGAUGCUGCUCCGUAUAUUAAUGACUUAUUCACUUGUACUGUCAAGCGACUAAAAGCUGCUGACAUUGAUCAAGAGGUGAAGGAAAGAGCCAUUUCCUGUAUGGGGCAGAUAAUAUGUAACCUUGGUGACCAUUUAGGCAGUGAUUUACCUAGUACACUGCAGAUUUUCCUAGAGAGGCUGAAGAAUGAAAUUACUAGACUGACGACGGUGAAAGCCUUGACAUUAAUAGCUGGAUCUUCUCUCAAGAUUGACCUGCGACCAAUACUAAGUGAAGGUGUACCAAUUUUAGCUUCGUUCUUGAGAAAGAACCAGCGGGCAUUGAAGCUAAGUACCCUUUCUGCUUUGGACAUCCUAAUCAAGAACUAUAAUGACAGCCUGACACCUGCUAUGAUUGAAGCAGUCUUAGUGGAGCUUCCACCACUUAUUAGUGAAAGUGACAUGCAUGUGUCACAGAUGGCCAUAAACUUUCUUACAACCUUGGCCAAGGUGCAUCCUUCUUCUCUUUCAAAAGUCAGUGGUUCAAUUCUUACAGAGCUUAUUGGGCUUGUUCGGUCCCCACUACUUCAAGGAGGAGCUCUCAGUGCAAUGCUAUAUUUUUUCCAAGCCCUUGUUGGAACUGGAACUGCAAAUCUGGGUUACAUGGAGUUGCUACGAAUGUUGACUGGUCCUGUUUAUUCACAGAGCAACGCGUUGACUCACAAGCAGUCCUACUAUUCGAUAGCAAAGUGUGUAGCAGCGCUAACACGAGCCUGCCCAAAAGAAGGGCCAGCAGUGGUUGGACAAUUUAUCCAGGAUGUAAAGAAUUCCAGAUCCACCGAUUCGAUUCGACUCCUGUCUUUAUUGUCCCUUGGAGAGGUUGGUCAUCAUAUUGACUUAAGUGGGCAAACUGAGCUGAAGUCUGUUAUUUUGGAAGCAUUCUCUUCCUCAAGUGAGGAAGUGAAAUCUGCAGCAUCCUAUGCCCUAGGAAGCAUUAGUGUUGGAAACCUUCCAGAGUACCUACCUUUUGUUCUGCAAGAAAUAACAAGUCAACCCAAAAGGCAGUACCUGCUUCUGCAUUCUCUGAAAGAGAUUAUUAGUUCCUCUUCAGUUGGAGGUCUCAAACCCUAUGUGGAAAACAUUUGGAGUUUGCUGCUGAAACACUGUGAAUGCGCAGAAGAAGGAACUCGAAAUGUUGUUGCAGAGUGUCUGGGGAAGCUUACUUUGAUAGAUCCAGAGACAUUAUUACCACGGCUUAAAGGGUACUUGGAUUCGGGGUCUUCUUAUGCUCGAAGCUCUGUGGUUACUGCUGUGAAGUUUACUAUUUCUGAUCACCCACAGCCAAUAGACCCUCUGUUGAAGAACUGCAUAGGUGAUUUCCUAAAAACAUUGGAGGAUCCAGAUCUCAAUGUUAGAAGAGUAGCUUUAGUUACUUUCAAUUCAGCUGCACAUAAUAAACCAUCAUUAAUAAGAGAUCUCUUGGAUACUAUUCUUCCUCACCUUUACAAUGAAACAAAAGUUAGAAAGGAAUUAAUAAGAGAGGUGGAAAUGGGACCAUUCAAGCACACUGUGGAUGACGGUUUAGAUAUUAGGAAAGCAGCUUUUGAAUGUAUGUACACACUUCUAGAUAGCUGUCUUGACAGAUUAGACAUUUUUGAAUUUCUAAACCAUGUUGAAGAUGGACUCAAGGACCACUAUGAUAUCAAGAUGCUGACUUUCUUGAUGUUAGUACGGUUGUCAACUCUUUGUCCAAGUGCGGUUCUGCAGAGGUUGGACAGGCUGGUGGAACCUUUACGUGCUACAUGUACAACAAAGGUAAAAGCCAAUUCAGUCAAACAGGAGUUUGAGAAGCAAGAUGAACUGAAACGCUCAGCAAUGAGGGCAGUUGCAGCAUUAUUGACCAUUCCAGAAGCAGAGAAAAGUCCACUCAUGAGUGAGUUUCAGUCUCAAAUAAGCUCCAACCCUGAACUGGCAGCUAUCUUUGAGAGUAUUCAGAAGGACUCAUCUUCUACUAGCUUGGAGUCGAUGGACACUACCUAACUCUUCUCUUCCAAAGAAGGAAACUCUAAUUUUAUUGUUGUAAUGCACUGGAUUUUCAGUCAGUACACAAGCAAAAAAAUAAUCUGUACUUUGAGCUUUAAGCUUAUGAAUUUAUUUUUAGUUUCAUGGAAAUACAUUUUCGUUUAUUGUUGCUUUUUUUUAGUGUUUAACCCAAACAGUCCUUGUAGUUAAAAGUGGGGAAAAAGUGUAAAUUUCACAGAAUUCUUCAUUGUCAUACCACAUCCAAUUCAGCAGUAUUUUAAAAAGGUAAAACAGUUGUAGAAGUAGAUUGUGUAUAGAUAUGCAGUAAAGAUACUGGUGCGCUGAAUGAAUGAAUUUGGAAUAUAAAUGUUGAACUUUACUCCUGGGAGAUGAUCAUUAAGGAGAUUUCAUGACAUUCACCUUAUUGUUUGACAUAUUUUGUAAGGAUGAAAGGUCUGUUUAUCUGUCUACUGUUUGUUUCAGCUUGCUAAACAAUAGUUAAAGAACUCUGCAUUGUGGAAAUUUAUUAUAUUAAAAUGACAGUUCUUAAAUCGUAGAUUCGUACUUUCUGUUCUUGAAAUAACACAAUUAUUUCCAUGAAUGCUUCAAUACUCCCUAAACAUUCCAUGGAAUUUGUAUUUUUGUUUAGGAUCUAUAUUGUGAACUCAAUGUAUUCUCUGCACCAGUAAAGCCUUUUUUAAAAUUUA
Molecule: messenger RNA, 4604 nt
Organism: Hypanus sabinus (Atlantic stingray)
Lineage: Eukaryota; Metazoa; Chordata; Chondrichthyes; Myliobatiformes; Dasyatidae
Gene: cand1
Product: cullin-associated and neddylation-dissociated 1
Exons: 15
Coding region: 220-3915 (1231 amino acids)
Biological process (GO): SCF complex assembly; protein ubiquitination
Cellular component (GO): nucleus
Source: RefSeq, a predicted model, not a curated record